AUGAGUUCAUCGACUAUUUCCGGUAUUGUAAAAAGUGACCAUAUUGCUGUGAAUGAACUUUAUAAAAAUUAUAUAAUGAGUCAAGGUGAUAUUAAGAAACAAGAACGUCUUUCUAUUCAAUUUCGACAAGAAUUAACUAAACAUAGUACUGCAGAAGAAACUAUUCUUUAUCCAGCAUUUGAACAAUAUCUUGGUCCAGAAGGAAAAAAAAUAGCUGAUCAAGAUCGAAAUGAACAUGAAACUGUUAAGAAACUUUUGCAUUUACUUGGAACAACACCUGUAUCUAAUCCACAGCAUCGUAUUAUAUUCAGUGAACUUAUGACUAAUUUAAAUGAACAUAUUAGAAGUGAAGAAAAAAAUAAUUUAUCAAAAUUUGAAAGUGCAAUAACAGUUGAUUUAAGUGCAUCAUUAGCUCAAGCAUUCGAACAAGCAAAACUUUCUGUUGCUGUUUAG
Rotaria sordida is the source of this 453-nucleotide messenger RNA. The record is from the annotation of a GenBank genome assembly. NCBI's taxonomy places the organism in Eukaryota, Metazoa, Rotifera, Eurotatoria, Philodinida, Philodinidae.